GAUGUAAUCGUCCUAAUAUACGCAUCGAACGUCGAUUUGGUCUACAUUUUGUAAUUUAGCGAAAGAUACGUAAGAUAAAAAUACCAUUUACGAAAAUUGUGAAAGUUUAAUAUACGUUGUGUAUGUACGUGCAUAUACGUAUAUUACGAUACAUUUUUUGAAGAAGUUGACAAAAAUAUAUGUGACAAACACAAAUACAUUUUAUCGUCAGAUAUUAGAUAAAAUAAAUUUUGCAAGCGUGGACCGUACGUAAUCGUAGGGUAAAGAAGAACAGUAGCAAUAAGAAAGUGGGUAAAGCUGCCAUGUUUUCGCCCCACCGUCUCAGAGUGAAUCUGCAUUUUAUAAGGAGUGCAGCCAAUAUCGGAUCGUGUAGUAGCACCGUCAGGUUGUCGCCGAUACUGUGCGAGAAGAUUCAUCUAUCUCACGAACGUUUUGGACAUUCAUUUGUUAGAACAUUUAGUGCUUCAUCCGCAACUAUGGCAAAAAUAAAGGCUGGCCCUGUGGUCGAUAUCUUAGGAGAUGAGAUGACACGUAUCAUAUGGGAUUCUAUUAAGGAGAAACUGAUAUUACCUUAUCUAGAUGUUGAAUUGCAUACAUAUGACUUGGGUAUCGAAAAUCGUGAUGCAACCAAUGACAAUGUAACCAUAGAGUGUGCCGAAGCUAUUAAGAAAUAUAACGUAGGAAUCAAAUGUGCCACUAUCACACCCGACGAGAAAAGAGUAGAAGAAUUCAAGUUGAAAGAAAUGUGGAAAAGCCCCAAUGGUACUAUCAGAAAUAUUUUAGGUGGCACAGUUUUCCGCGAAGCUAUUAUUUGCAAAAACAUUCCCCGUCUGGUAACUGGUUGGAAUCAGCCAAUCAUCAUUGGUAGACAUGCCCAUGCCGAUCAGUACAAAGCUACAGACUUUAUAGUACCUGGACCCGGGAAACUUGAAAUUGCAUGGACCGGAGACGAUGGACAGAAACUCCAGUACACGGUUCAUACUUUCAAAGGACCUGGCAUCGCGCAAGCUCAGUAUAAUACAGAUGAAAGUAUACGCGCGUUUGCUCAUAGCUCCUUCCAGUAUGCUCUAUCGAGAAAUUAUCCUUUGUACCUCUCGACGAAAAACACAAUUCUUAAAAAAUACGACGGUAGAUUCAAAGACAUUUUCCAAGAAAUAUACGAUAAAGAAUAUAAAGCACAAUUCGAAGCAAAAAAGAUUUGGUACGAGCAUCGUUUAAUAGACGACAUGGUAGCGUACGCAAUGAAGUCGGAGGGUGGUUUCGUAUGGUCUUGUAAAAAUUACGAUGGAGAUGUUCAGUCAGAUUCCGUGGCGCAGGGAUACGGAUCCUUAGGUCUGAUGACUUCGGUCUUACUUUGUCCGGAUGGACGUACCGUGGAAGCUGAAGCUGCUCAUGGCACCGUCACUAGGCACUAUCGUCAGUAUCAACAAGGAAAAGAGACAUCGACUAAUCCUAUUGCUUCGAUAUUUGCAUGGACCAGAGGUUUACUUCAUCGUGCAAAACUGGACAAUAACGAUAAACUUAAACGAUUCGCGGAAACUCUAGAAUCAGUUUGCAUCAACACCAUAGAAGCAGGUUUCAUGACGAAAGAUCUCGCGAUUUGCAUCAAAGGCAUGAGCAACGUCACUAGAUCAGAUUACUUGGAAACAUUCGAAUUCAUGGAUAAACUGGCGGAAAACCUGAAGAAAGAACUCAAAUGACUUGGAGUUGUUUUACCUGGUAUAAUACAAUCGAAGUAUUAAAAAAAUAUAUCGGAAAACUAGUAUAUACCACUGGUUACGGGGAAAAGACGUGCAUUUAAUCUGCAUAUAAUGAAUUGUAAACACAAUGCAGAGAUACAUAGAAAAUUAAGAUUAAUAUAUUGUAAGAAUGCAUUUCAAAAUUUCGUUUUUAUAUCAUGUUAAUUGCAUUUUUCUUAUACAGAGAUUUUUAAAUAAUUGUUAAUUAUGAAUGAAAUCGAAUGAAUCGAC
Molecule: messenger RNA, 1970 nt
Organism: Hylaeus volcanicus
Lineage: Eukaryota; Metazoa; Arthropoda; Insecta; Hymenoptera; Colletidae
Gene: Idh
Product: isocitrate dehydrogenase [NADP] cytoplasmic
Exons: 2
Coding region: 303-1700 (465 amino acids)
Biological process (GO): isocitrate metabolic process
Cellular component (GO): peroxisome; cytosol; mitochondrion
Molecular function (GO): NAD binding; isocitrate dehydrogenase (NADP+) activity; magnesium ion binding
Source: RefSeq, a predicted model, not a curated record